Messenger RNA from Trichomonas vaginalis G3, 2121 nucleotides. Its product is annotated as succinate transmembrane transporter protein. Gene Ontology annotation, biological process: monoatomic anion transmembrane transport; phosphate ion transport; polyphosphate metabolic process. The transcript has a single exon. The coding region runs from base 1 to 2121 and encodes 706 amino acids. Gene Ontology annotation, cellular component: membrane. NCBI's taxonomy places the organism in Eukaryota, Parabasalia, Trichomonadida, Trichomonadidae. Gene Ontology annotation, molecular function: phosphate transmembrane transporter activity. The record is from RefSeq and is a predicted model, not a curated record.
AUGAAAUUUGGAAAGCAAAUACGCUUUGUUGCCGUUAAAUCUUGGUAUGAUAAGUAUGUAGAAUAUAAGAAGUUUAAAGUUGCCGUAACAAAUGGUAGAGAAAGAAUGCUAGAAGCCCAUGAAAAUGGCGCAUUAGACUCAGAACUCGAUACCAUGAAAGAAGAAUUUCUUGAGAACAUCUUUAAACUCAUCUAUAAGAGUCUUAAUUCAGUAACCAGUUUUUACACAGCCGAAUAUGUAAAAUUUCAAGAAUUAAUUAACGAAAUCGAAGACGACAUUGAUGUACACCUCCAAUUCUCGCAAAGAGAUGAAGAAUCAAAGAAAUCUUUCAUUAAAAGGGUUUUCGGUAUUACAAUUGAAGCUUAUGAGCUCAGAACAUUUCUCGAGAUCAACAGAACAGCAGGACAGAAGAUUGUUAAGAAAAUCAACAAGAAUUUCGGAACCUCACACUUAUCUCAAGAAUUCAUUAUCGAUGAAGCAGAUAUUUUCGUAAAUUUACCUGAUAUGCAAAACAUCGUCGAACAACUCGAAAAUUUAUACUCAAAGAUCUUGAGGGAGAUCUCUGUUAAUGGAGAUGAACGUCCAAGAUCCGAAAUUGUCAUUGAAUUGCAUAACAAAGUUGAUUCUACAAUUGCAUGGAAACAAUCAACAGUUUUAUCUGAUUUCAAUGCGAUUGAUUUCAGGAAAUCACAAUUAUCUCAUAUUACACAACCAGUCAAGUUCCCUCCAUUGAUUAUAGCUCUUAUCUUCUUAAUUGUUUUCUCUGUCAAACAGUUUACAAAAGGAUUAGAAUUUGCAGCACAAAAGACAAUCGGGAUCAUUGGUUUCUGUGCAAUAUUAUGGGCAACAGGAGCUAUUCCUUUAUGGGUUACAUCCAUUUCUAUUCCAUUUAUUUCUUGUGUUCUUAAAGUUGUUACCAAAUAUUCUGCAACAGACAUCGGAAAGUUCCUUGAACAAUCAACAAUGGGUCCAAUUGUUUUCUUGAUUAUUGGUGGAUUUACAAUCGCUACAGCAUUGCAAGCAACAGAAAUGGAUAAAAGAAUUGCAUCUAUUAUCCUUAAAAAAGCUUCUAUAAAUGCAAGGAUAUUCUUGUUAGUUACAUCAUUGUUGAAUGUCUUCAUUGCAAUGUGGAUUGGAAAUAUCACUUCAACAAUGAUUGUUAUAACAUUAAUUACUCCGACAUUAAGACAAAUUCCAAGAAAUUCAAACUUCGCUAAGGCAGUUAUUUUAUCAAUUGCUGUUGGAGGAAAUCUUGGUGGCAUGACAACACCUUUAGCUUCAUUGCAAAAUGCUGUUACAAUCGAAUCUGUUGCUGAAGCUGCUGCAAAAUAUGGAAUGCACGAUAAAGUUUCUUUCACAACUUUCUUCGCUACUGCUUUGCCUUUUGCUAUAAUUUGUGCAAUUAUUGCUUGGGCUAUUAUUAUGUUGAAAUUCCCAAUUGAUGUUUCAAGUGUUCCUGCAAUUCCAGAAACACAAUCUGAUUUUGGUUGGAGACAGAUAUUUGUUUGUGUGGUUUCUUUUGCAACUAUUGUCGUAUGGAUUGUUCUUCCUUUCGGAGCAGAUAGAGUGUUUUCUGAUUAUGGCAUUGUUGGAUUCGUUCCUCUUCUAAUUUUCUAUGGAAGUGGAAUCCUUCCGUCAAGAAAAAUUGCUGACUUACCGUGGAACGUAAUUUUCACUUUAUUUGGUGGAAGUGUUUUAUCUAAAAUCGUUCAAAUGAGUGGAUUAAUGGAUGCCAUUUCAAACACAAUGGCAAAGGUAUUAGGAAAGCAAACUUUGUGGGUAACUAUUCUUAUUGUUAAUAUUUGCGUAAUAGUCAUUGAUUUCUUUAUUACUCAUAGCGUUUCUUGCCAAAUUACAAUGCCUUUGGUUGCAAAUUUUGCUGCAAAAAGAGGUGGCCAUAUUGCAUUGUUCUGUAUGUGCGGAUGUAUGGCAACAACAGCAAGCCAAAUCAUGCCAGUAUCUUCAUUUCCAAAUAUGUGCUCGUUUUCCAUAACUGAUGAUACGAAAAAAGAAUAUUUCAAAUCCCAAGAAUUCAUAAAAUGGGGAAUUACCAUCACUGGCGUUUUAAUUGCUUGUGUAAUGACAAUUUUCUAUUUUAUUGGUUAUGAAUUUGGAUUAUAA